Aspergillus sclerotioniger CBS 115572 is the source of this 1394-nucleotide messenger RNA. RefSeq names its product chitin synthase export chaperone. Gene Ontology annotation, biological process: protein folding. The transcript is spliced from 3 exons. The record is from RefSeq and is a predicted model, not a curated record. Bases 124 to 1119 code for a protein of 331 amino acids. Lineage: Eukaryota; Fungi; Ascomycota; Eurotiomycetes; Eurotiales; Aspergillaceae. Gene Ontology annotation, cellular component: endoplasmic reticulum membrane.
CGAACCCGUCGGUCGUUGUGGAGACGGGUCGGAUCCGCCCAUCUCGUGCAGGUUAUCAGUUGACCCAAACAAUCGGACACCACACAACAUUCCUUUGUCUGUGAAACCAGAUCCAGGACCACAAUGGGGUUCGGUGAUUUUGAUUCGAUAUGCGAGAAGGCCCCGUUGCCGUUAUGCUCCUUGGUGGGCCCGCCGUCGUCAAUAUCGGGUUCGACGGGCAUCAUACCGAACUGUUAUGCGCGCAACAUUGAGCUGGCCAAUACCAUCAUCUUCGAAGGCGCCUCUUGCUUCCUUCAUAUCAUCGCGUUGGGGAUGACGGUGAUUAUGAUUUUACAUGUCCGGUCUAAGUUCACUGCUGUCGGUCGCAAGGAGAUCAUUACGUUCUUUUACAUCUACAUGACUCUAACCAUAUGUUCCCUGAUCCUUGAUGCAGGAGUGGCUCCACCUGGGAGUGGUCCGUUUCCUUACUUUGCUGCUGUGCAAAAUGGACUGGCCUCCGCACUCUGCACAUCCCUGCUCAUCAACGGAUUUGUUGGCUUCCAACUUUACGAGGAUGGAACCAUUCUUUCUGUUUGGCUCCUGCGGCUUUCGUCCGCGGCAAUGUUCGCCAUUUCCUUCCUGGUUUCUCUCGCGACUUUUAAGGCGUGGGGAGGCCUUGGCCCCACCAACACCGUCGGCAUGUUUGUCGUCCUGUAUGUUCUGAACGCUAUCUGCAUCGCGGUGUAUCUUGUCAUGUCACUAUUACUGGUCAUGAACACGCUCGAAGACCGCUGGCCCCUAGGCCAUAUCGCUUUUGGUCUCGUGGUCUUCAUCUGUGGCCAGGUGCUCCUCUACGCAUUCAGUGACACGAUCUGUAACAGCGUGCAGCAUUAUCUGGACGGUCUUUUUUUUGCUACAUUUUGUAACCUUUUAGCGGUCAUGAUGGUCUACAAGUUCUGGGACUAUAUCACCAAAGAAGAUCUCGAAUUUUCUGUCGGGAUCAAGCCAAACACCUGGGAAGUCAAGGAACUUCUACCCGAUGAGGAUCGUCGGCAAACAGGGUACCCGGAUGCAAGUUCGGAGUAUGCCGGGAGCAUGUAUCAUCAUCGGACGUCGACCUAUCACGGCCAGAAUUAUUAGCCUAGGUCGGUUUAUUCAUUCCUUCAACGUUCCACGCCAUGUCAGAUGCUUCUUCCGCCCGUCCGUCCGUCGCCGAUGUUUUAGCUUUUCCAUCUUAAAUUUCACUUCAACUACUGCAGUCUCAUGUCAUCAUUACCGAAUCUAAGCAUAAUCCAACAAUGUGGGUACCUCCGAGCGAUUUAAGUUGACAUUGGUUUUAUUUCUUUUCUCUUUUUUUUGAACAUAUUCCGAAACCUGUCCUAUAGGUCAGUGGAGGGCGUGGAGCGAAAGCGACC